Messenger RNA from Pangasianodon hypophthalmus (striped catfish), 1797 nucleotides. RefSeq names its product bradykinin receptor B1 (gene bdkrb1). The transcript has 2 exons. Bases 161 to 1225 code for a protein of 354 amino acids. Gene Ontology annotation, biological process: G protein-coupled receptor signaling pathway; inflammatory response; response to mechanical stimulus. NCBI's taxonomy places the organism in Eukaryota, Metazoa, Chordata, Actinopteri, Siluriformes, Pangasiidae. Gene Ontology annotation, molecular function: bradykinin receptor activity. The record is from RefSeq and is a predicted model, not a curated record. Gene Ontology annotation, cellular component: membrane.
AUGCUUGCUCCCUGCUCAGUUAUUCAGGACGAGCAUUGCACUGAGUGAAAUCAAGGAAACCCUACCCACUGCACUCCAUCUCAGCACUGUGGUAGUAGUUACAUUACAUUAGUAGUUUGAUAAGUAUUAGUUUAAAAAGCACAAAACUGACUCGCAAGCAAUGGAUCAAGGAGAAUCUGUGGUAACAGUCCAGCUUCAAAAUUCCACACUUUCCCCUCUUGCAUUGUUCAACUCAUCAGACUGGCUUCUUGUUCAUGCUAUUGUACCACCAUACAUAUUUACUGUGUGUUUGGCCGGGAUUCUGGGGAAUGCUUUUGUAUUGCUGGUGUUCUUCUUCCAGAGGGGAAAGUGGAGCGUGCCUGAGAUCUACCUGGGCAACCUGGCACUAGCUGACCUGAUCCUGCUGGUCUGUUUACCAUUUUGGGCCAUGAACAUCCUCAAUUACUUCCACUGGCCAUAUGGAGAGUUUCUGUGUAAGGUUGUCAAUCUCUCCAUUAUUGUCAAUGUGUAUGCUAGCAUUUACACGCUGGUGAUGGUGAAUAUAGACCGCUAUUUUGCACUAGUGCUGAUUAUGAAAGCAAGAUGGCUGAGGAGGAGACGAAAUGCAAAGGCCAUUUGCUUUUGUCUCUGGCUCUUUGGAGUGAUCAUGGGCAUACCCACUGCAACUUUCAGGACAGUGAAGUAUGAGCCAUAUCUUCAGACGGAAGCCUGCAUUAUUCAUUACCCUUCUGCCUCCUGGAAAUUUGCCCACAAUCUUCAACUGGACCUGUUGGGCUUUGCCCUUCCUCUCCUGGCAAUUGUCUUCUGUAGCAGUAAUGUUUUGUGGGUCCUUCACAAAAGAAGGGAUGGUGUUUACCCACAGGACAGAAAAGACACAAAGGCCAUGGUGCUGGUGUGUGCUGUGACCCUGUUUUUCUUCAUUUGUUGGGCUCCAUUCCAUAUUUUCACCUUUCUGGAUGUACUAUGUGACUUUAACGUCCUGGAUUUGGAUACCUGGUAUCAUAUCUUAGAUGUUGGAACCCAAUUCACCACAUACUUAGCAUUUCUGAACUGCUGUCUUAAUCCAGUGCUUUAUGUAUGCAGUGGCCGCUACUUCAAGAGGAAAGUCAGUGAUAUCUAUAAAAGAAGAAAGAGCUCCACUGGGUCUGUGGCCACCACACUACAACGCUCAGUUAUAUCAACAUAUGUCCAAAGGAGUGAUCAAAUAAGACCAGUCGUAUUGUAGAGCCAGAACUACAAUAUGUGCAUAUUGUGUGUGUGUGUGUGUGUGAGAGAGAGAGAGAGAGAGAGAGAGAGAGAGAGAGAAUGUGUGUGUAAACAUCAGCCAAUGAGCAAUUGUAAUGGUAGAAAUAAGCACUGCAUAAGUAUGUAUAAAUUUUUUUUUUGUACACAAAUGUUUAUAAUCAAUAGCAAGCUGAGUGUCCUGGAUAUACUCAAGGAUUUACAUGUAUCUGCAACAGUACUUGCCAGUACUUGUAAACUGUGUCUACACAGUUACCAUACUAGGCAGCUCCUGCAGUUCGUUUCUAACAGUAUUGCUGUUUUGCGUUGACCUUGUGUUGACCCAUGCACCACCCAUUUAACAUGCUGCACAUUACUGUUUAUGGAAGGUUACAUAACAAUGCAUGACAAGGAACAUUAAGUCAUACUGGUGCAUGUUCUCAAAAUAUGAAUUUUAGUUUCUUUGUAAAUUUGUUUACUAAGGAAAACUCAUUUAUUUUUUCUUGUAAUGAAGCAGGUUGGGAAAAGAGCUGUAUAUGUGUUACCUCUGUGUGUUUUGAAAAUAAUAAAAGUCAC